UUAUUCUCUUCCAAUCCCACCACGCGCGCGUAAAUAGCAACGUGUCCGCCUAAUUUGCGCCGUUUCGUCUCUUCUCUUCUCUCCCUCUCCCUCGUUUCGGAUCAGGAAAGUCUGCGCGUGAGCCAGCCAGCCACCGAGCGAGCGUGUGUGUCCAGGAAAGGUUCAAGAUCGCGUCUCUCGGAUCGUGAGACCCCACGAGGAAAAAUCGGGCGAUCGUCGUUGGAUUCUUGUUCUGUGGCGCGAGUGCGGAUCGGGGGAGUUCUCUGGCGAGUGAAGGGCGAGCGAGGGAUCCGGGAGGUUGUUUGCGGAGGAGAGGGAUCUGAUCUGACCAGUGAGGCGGAGAUAUGGUUGCCGGGCCGGAGGUCAUGCAUCAGGUCGUUCCGAUGCUGGAGGCGCAGUUCCGCCGGUGCCCCGUCAGAGGGGCCGAGGAGGUCGUCGUCGGGGUCGGGGUCGGGGUGUCGUCGCCGCCGCCGCCGGUCGAUUCGCAAGCGCAGGUCGACCUCGAGGUGCCCGAUCUGGUCAAGACGCCUUUGGAGACGCUACAGUUUGUCCCCAAGAUUAGAUCUGGGAGCUUCGCUGAUAUUGGACCUAGGCGGUACAUGGAAGAUGAGCAUAUCAGAAUUGAUAAUCUUUCUGGUCAUCUUGGCUCACUAUUGCUGUGCCCGUCCCCUAAUGCCUUCUAUGGGGUUUUUGAUGGCCAUGGAGGUUCAGAUGCAGCAGCCUACAUGAAAAGGCAUGCCAUGAGGUUGUUCUUUGAGGAUUCAGAGUUCCCAGAAGGAUUGCAAGAAGAUGAAUUCUUUUCUGAAUCUGUUGCGAACUCAAUCCGCAAAGCGUUCUUGAGUGCAGACCUUGCUCUUGCAGACGAUUCAGUCAUCAGCCGAUCGUCGGGAACCACAGCUCUUACAGCUUUGAUCUUUGGAAGGCAGUUGUUGGUUGCAAAUGCUGGGGAUUGCCGAGCAGUUCUAUGCAGGAAAGGCAUGGCUAUGGAGAUGUCCCGUGAUCACAGGCCAACAUAUGAAGCAGAGCGUCAAAGGGUCACUGAGUGUGGGGGAUACAUCGAAGACGGCUACCUCAACGGAGUAUUGUCGGUGACUCGUGCUCUAGGGGAUUGGGACAUGAAAAUGCCUCAAGGCUCGCAGUCACCUCUGAUUGCUGAGCCAGAGUUCCAGCAGACCAUCCUCACAGAGGACGACGAGUUCCUCAUCAUAGGCUGCGACGGGAUAUGGGACGUCAUGACCAGCCAGCAGGCGGUGACCCUGGUCCGGAAGGGGCUCCGACGGCACGAUGACCCCGAGAGGUGCGCGAGGGAGCUCGCCAUGGAGGCGAAGAGGCUCCAGACCUUCGACAACCUGACGGUGAUUGUCAUUUGCUUUGCCUCCGAGCUCGGCGGGUGCCUGCGGACUUCGGAGGAGGCGUCAUCGAGGAGGAUAAGAUCUUGCAAGAGCCUGUCUGCUGAGGCCCUUUGCAACCUGAGGAGAUUGCUGGAGUCUGAUCAGUAGAUGAUUGCUGUAGGGCUUAUUGAGUUAUUGCCGACGGGUGUUAGAUGCCUCGUACGGCUGCGCUUGGGCAGCCAGCAAUUUUGUAGGGCAUCCGUCGUUUGUUCGUCGCAGUUUUUUUUUCUCCCUUUUUUUCGUUUCUUUUGUGUCGACUACUGCAGUAUUUGGUGUACAUACUCCAUUGGUUCAUGUACCGGUGAUCAGUUCGUUAGUGAUGAUUUAUGUCAGUGAGAAA
Molecule: messenger RNA, 1731 nt
Organism: Triticum urartu
Lineage: Eukaryota; Viridiplantae; Streptophyta; Magnoliopsida; Poales; Poaceae
Product: putative protein phosphatase 2C 2
Biological process (GO): protein dephosphorylation
Molecular function (GO): cation binding; protein serine/threonine phosphatase activity
Source: RefSeq, a predicted model, not a curated record